Molecule: messenger RNA, 705 nt
Organism: Thelazia callipaeda (thelaziosis nematode)
Lineage: Eukaryota; Metazoa; Nematoda; Chromadorea; Rhabditida; Thelaziidae
Source: the annotation of a GenBank genome assembly
AUGCCGUGGCGCAUACCUCAAUAUUUCACUUACGGCAUUGAAGGUGUUCGGUAUGAGGUCCGAUGUGAAUAUGGGGUAGUCGAAAAUUUUCUUUGUGUAAGAGAUCUGCAGGUCAGACUUGUGUCAGUAUGGUCGAGGCGUUUAACCUUUCUAGCUAAGGUAAUUGAGUUCUACAAUCAGUUUGGAGGCGUGAAAGUUGAUUGCUUUCAUGUCAGCUGUUUGGAUAUAGCGUGUGGUGAGCGCUAUAUCGUAGGUAGGCUGACGUUUUACAAUUGCGAUAUCAGGCCAAUAUGUGCAGAACACGGUUAUGAUUUCAGCUGUUUGAGAACCAGACGGGAUAGACGACUUUAUAGGCAAAUAAAUGGAUUUUUGGUUUGUGAUGGCGCAACGGUGUGGUGUGAUCCUCACUGGAGCAUAUAUGCGUCUAACACUGCACCGUUGUGCUUAAAUUUUGAUAGUGCUAAUAGUUCUCGAUAUGUCGUAAGUACUCCAAGUUGCCUUAUUGCUCAAGAAUCAUGCUGUCAGUUAGAAUUGCUUUCUAUUUCUCAUGAUUUUCUGUGGAUAGCAAAGCAAGAAAUAACAGAUGUAGGAAUGGAAUUGUCGUGUUUGUCAACGAAGAGUGCAACAAGUGGUCGGGGUGUCGUAAUAAAUUAUGUACAGGCAUUUAGGACUUUUGUGGAGUCAUGGAAACGUUUCCUUCCGUGA